AUGAGUACAAAUGUUAGAAGUAGGAAAUCUACUACUACUACUUCAAAAGAUAGUAAUAGUGGAGGAUCAACAAACAAAACAACAAAUAUAAAGAAACCAAGCACUUUAUUAGAUCUUCUCGAUGGUAGUAGUGAAAUAGCUAUCUAUUUCCUAAUGUUUAUCUAUGUAUAUAUAUGUCCCUAUACAAAAGUAGAGGAAAGUUUCAAUCUACAGGCAAUGCAUGAUAUUCUAAUUCAUAGAUUCAAUAUAAAUAAUUAUGAUCAUUUAGAAUUCCCAGGUGUCAUACCACGUACUUUUAUUGGUGCAUUGUUUGUUUCUGUAUUAUCAAGUCCAUUUCAGUAUGUUGUAGAGUAUUUUGGUGGAUCGAAGCUUUGUAUGCUCUAUGUGGUGAGAGCGGUGCUUGGUUUCAUUGGUGUCACCGCUCUCAUCAGAUUGAAACGAUCGAUCGCCAGAAAGUUUGGUUUGGAAGUAGCUGUUUGCUUUGCGCUGGUGGUCAUCUCCCAAUUUCAUUUGUUAUUCUACAUCAGUAGACCACUUCCAAAUGUAUUUGCUUUAUCGCUGGUUGUGCUUGCCUAUGCCUAUUGGUUGGACAACCGAUCGACGGUAUCGAUCUCACUUCUCACCGUUGCAAUCUUUAUCUUUCGUAGUGAAGUCUUAAUAUUGGCUGGACCCGUUACCUUGUCAAUGUUGAUUGGCAAACGACUAAAGUUCACCAAUCUCCUGGUGGUCGGUGUCGUCACUGCGCUGCUCUCGGUUGGCGUCAGUGUGUUGAUAGACUCUUACUUUUGGCAGAGAACGAUCUAUCCUGAGAUGGAAGUACUGCUAUUCAACACCGUUGAGAAUCGUAGUCAUGAAUGGGGAGUAUCUCCUUUCCACUGGUACUUCUCGAGUGCGUUGCCACGCGCACUUCUUCUCUGGCUACCUCUGGCAUUCCUCUCGAUGCUAGUCGAUCGAAGAGCUCUCGAAUAUCUCCUCCCGAUCUUACUAUUUGUAUUCCUCUAUUCAUUCCUCCCACACAAAGAGCUUAGAUUCAUUUUCUACGCACUCCCAAUAUUCUCACUUGGCUCAGCCAUUACAAUUGCAAGAAUUUUCAAACAGUUUAAUAAGAGUUUUAUUUAUAAAUUGGUUUCCAUUGGUAUGAUUGGUAUUUUCGGUGCGAACUUGGUGUUGUCAUCGUUCUUCUUCCAUGCAUCCUCACUAAACUAUCCGGGUGGUGAAGCAUUCAACCAGCUACACCAGCUGCACUCUGAGUGUUUAGAACAACCUUUGAAUGUACAUAUAGAUAAUAUUGCAGCUAUAACAGGUGUUUCAAGAUUUGGUGAGAUCUCCCAAAAUUGGAAUUAUUCAAAGAAAGAAAGAGAUGUAUUAUUAUCAGAUUAUGAUUUAUUAUUAGCCCCGAACGCAACGAGUGGAUUCGAUGUUGCCGGUAGUAUCAGUGGAUUUACAAGAUUCCAACUGCUUAGAACACCACCAUUUAUACAGGUCGUUAAAGAACCACAAAUUUACAUAAUGACAUCGAAACAAUUGCCUUUGAAAUGUCCAAAAUUAAAUUCAAAGUACCACAUUACUCAUGAUCCAUGUGGGUUUGUUAAAGCAAUUGCUUUUUGUAGGGGGCAUAAGUGCAUCAAAUUGUUAAUUGUUUUCAAGUGUAUGAAUAUAAAAUUAUGUUUUUUAUUCGUAGUGAUAUCGACAUUUUCACUAUUAGGAAAUUCAGAAAUCUUUAAAGGUGCUAUACUAUCUAGUGAUAGUUGGUACCUUAUUGAUAAAUUUUGUUUCACUGAAGACGAUGCAACUGUAAAUGUAAAAGUAGAUUUCAGAAAUAAUCCAAAUGCAACACUACUUUUAUAUUCAGAUUUAGAUACAGUUUGGGGAAAGAUUUCAACAGGUGAUUUAACAUGUCAUGAACGUGUUAUGGCAGCAUCUUCACAAGUUAAUUCUGUAUCUGGAUUGAAUGGAAAGACAGUGAGUGUAGAUCAACGUCGUGCUAGAUGGUGGUAUUUCGCAAUUGCCAAUUGUGACCAAAACACCGGAUCUCACUACCAAAUCGAUAUUCCAUACUAUGAGAUCAGAGCAAACAACGAUGGUGAUUCCUUCAACUCUUUAAUCUCUGCCGACCAACAAGGAAUUCCACAAUCGGAAAUCGCUUUCAUCCUCUUCUUCCUCGCACUUUUAAUUUUCUCCAUUGUCAGUAUCGUCUUUUUAUGGCACCGUAACCUCGAAUCCAAAGUCAUGAAACUAUUCUCCAUCGUUUUAUUCUUUAAGAUCUUAGCUCUGUUUGUUUGCUUAAUUUACUGGGCAAUGUUCUUACGUUAUGAAUCCGGACAUAAGGAUAUCAAUUUAGCCGGUACCUCGCUCGAUUUGAUUGCUCGUGCUCUUUUCAUCUUGUUACUCUUGCUCGUUGGACAAGGAUGGACCAUCUCGCCAUUCUAUGGUAAUGUCGUUAGUCGUGUCAUCAACGUAAUCAUGUUUGUCGUUAUCCUUGUGAUGUCAGUUGCCAUCUACCUCGUUCCAAACGUUACUUUCAUGCCAAGUAAGAUGUACACAUUCUUCUACGACACCAUUCCAGGUUAUAUCUUAUUGGCAUUCUUCCUCACCAUUAUGAUCUGGUUCAUCGUACUCUGUCGUAACUCCUACGUCAAGCAAGUCGAUAUCGUCAAGAAGAAGUUCUUCCUCUACUUUGGAUUAAUCUUCACCUUCUGGUUCUUGAUGAUGCCAGUCUCAGUGUUGGUAUCGCACUUCCUCGAGUCAUGGGUUCGUCAAAAGACCGUGGUCAUCUUCAACUUGGUAGUCGACUCCAUCUUCUACAGUAUCAUUGCAUUCUUGUUCCGUGCAUCCAAGUCCAACCCAUACGUCCACAUUCUAAACAUGGACCAAAAAGAAAAAGGUGUACGUCUACAAGAGAACGGAGCUGGUGGUGAAUUACAACAAGCUUAA
Messenger RNA from Heterostelium album PN500, 2934 nucleotides. It is a transcript of the gene alg12, whose product is annotated as glycosyltransferase. The transcript has 8 exons. Gene Ontology annotation, molecular function: alpha-1,6-mannosyltransferase activity. Gene Ontology annotation, cellular component: endoplasmic reticulum membrane. Gene Ontology annotation, biological process: protein N-linked glycosylation; response to pheromone; G protein-coupled receptor signaling pathway. Bases 1 to 2934 code for a protein of 977 amino acids. Lineage: Eukaryota; Evosea; Eumycetozoa; Acytosteliales; Acytosteliaceae. The record is from RefSeq and is a predicted model, not a curated record.